Molecule: messenger RNA, 6702 nt
Organism: Lacerta agilis (Sand lizard)
Lineage: Eukaryota; Metazoa; Chordata; Lepidosauria; Squamata; Lacertidae
Product: mucin-19-like
Exons: 3
Coding region: 1-6702 (2233 amino acids)
Source: RefSeq, a predicted model, not a curated record
AUGGACCCAGUAGAAACAGGAGGAAUUGCCAACAUUUGGGUAGGCAGCAACCAAAAGAGCAUCACAGUUGAUGGCCAGCAGACCAACAGUGUGGACAUACAUUCUGUGACCAACACAACUACAACCCCCAGAAACACACCUACGCUUCAGAACACAGCUCCCAUUGACGAAGAUAUUGUUACCUCUGAAGCCACAUUUGCCAUAAUAUCCAAAAGCAUCACCACAUCUCAGCCUAGCCCAAACACCAUACAUCAAAAUCACAUCGGGCCAGCCCUUGAGAAUGAUACUGCUACUGUCAGCUGUGAGGGGAGAGACACUUCGGGGGAAAGCCACAUUAGCAUCUCGAAAGCAGCUCGUAGCAAGUCAUCUUCUAGAGAUGCACCUAGAGUAGUCUCACAAUGUGGGUCCUCUUUCAAGUCCAAAGAUGCCCCAGGAAAUGCUAAUUCCACAGCUUCUGAAGAUGCAUUGAGCAAAGGGUGUGUUAUCGAGGUGAGCUGUGCUGUAAAUAAGGCUUCUGCAACUGAGGAGACCAGCACAGUUCUUGGAAAUAUCUCCACCACGGGUGACAAUUUCUACAAAGCUCCUAGAAAUACUGCUAUGGAUGAAAGCAACAGGGACACUGCUGUCGCAGUCACUCCUGGAAUCAGCUGUGCUCCGGCAAUUGCCCUAGGAGAUAUUUGCAACAGGAAGUCAGUUCCUGCUCCUGGAGAUAGCAAUAGCAUCACUUCUAGAGAAAAGGCUACUGAUAGCUCAUUCUUUAGAGAGGCCACUGUUUUUGGUGCCACUAUGGAUACCAAUGGUGCUCAAGUAACCUCAGGCCCUGAGGACUAUACCACUAAAGUGUGUGACAUCACCAGUUUCUGUGAUGAGCUAACCAGUGGCACCAACCCUGUUUCUGACCCUGGAGAGAUUUCAGCCACCACUUUUAAAGAAACGUCCUUCUCUAGCCCUGACAAUGCCGCGGUCUUCUCAGGGGGCUGCACUGCCAACCCUUUCAGUGCAGAGAAUUCAGUUGUCACUACAGCAUUUUCAGCUUGCUCCCAACCACCUUCAGCUGUUGUCUCUACAAACGCCAGCCUCGCUCUCGAUGGCAACAACACAACUGCUGGUCCUGGAGAUAGUCCUACCAAUGGAAAGAAAACAGGAUCUGUGUCUAGAGAAGCCAACGUUUCCUCUAGUACUGCUACAACAUCCAGAGACACCCACAAAGCCUCCACAGACGGCAGUUUUAACACUUCUGGGAAUAUAUCCACCCCUGUCCCUUUAGAGGUUGUCACAACAGACUCUGGAAACUCUGUCACCAUUCCUAGUGAGAAUGACACGUCCCUUGGGAGCAUCACGACCACUUGUUUAGACACUGCCACCAUUAACGAGCCUUUUUUCAUUCUUCCUGGAAAUGUGACCAAUGUUGUCGGCAUCAUAGACACUACAACUGGUAUGUUUAAAAACAUGGCCACAAUCCACGGAAAUAUACCGGCCACUAUUGUAGUAGAGACCAUCACCAUAGCCAACCCUUCUGAAGAAAUUGUCACUAUGCCGUCUUCUGGCAAUGUCAGGGAGACACCCAUUCCUAGAGAGACAGCUAGCACUGAGUCUGAAAAUUCAACCGCUACACCUAGCUCAAUUCAUGUCUGUGAGAUUGCUAAUGCCACUGGAUAUAUUGAUAGCAGGGAUUGUGGAGAUAACACAAUCAGGGAAGACAGCGUUGCAACUACUCCAGAAAAUGCCAACCAAACCGAAUUCUUAACUUCUUCUUCAAAGGGCGCCAAUAUCAGCUCCAGAGAGAACCUUGGCAUCUCUCUUAAAAAGACCUGUGGAGAUACCACUGCUAUUGCUCCUUUUGUUGAAAACACUCCCAUUCCUGUUGGUACUAAAACGACAGAAACUCCAGGAAACACACUCUCAAACAUGGUUGGGAACAUGGUCGCCAUGAACCCUGGAUCCACCGUUGUCUCUGGAGAUGCAGUUAGCACCACCUCUGACAAGGACACCACCUUUAGACACAAGGACAGUAGUGAUUGUCUUGGUGACAAUGCCACUCCUGGGAAUGACCACGCCACCAUGUGCACAGAGGAAAACUGUUUUCUUCAUGAUGAUGCUAUCACCACUGUCUCCAGCGAAACCUUUGUCGCAUCCCAAGAUGCCACCUUGAAUGUUCCUGGAUCUGUUACUAUCACCACUUUCUCUCAGGACACCACUGAGUGCUCUGCUGAAACAGAACUUGGGAAACCCUCAGAAACUAUAGCUGACAAAACCACUAUAGCUUCUGGUAACAUCACCACUCCUUGUGAGAAAACUGCCAGCACUGGUGUCAUUAUUCCUACAAAUAUUUCCAGGAGUGAACCUGCCAGAGAGGCCACUACUAGAAACACAACCACCACACUGGAUGACCAGUGUGCUCCUGCUCUUCAGAGCACCGGUGUGGCAACUCCUGAAGAAGUCACUGUCCCAAGGACUUCUAUAGCAUCUAGAGAGGCAGCUACAAUUCAUUUAGAGAAUGCCAGUGCCACUGUGACCACCUCUACUGCUUCUGAGGAUGCCUCUAUCACCUCUGCAGAUGCUGCUCCCUCCAUUGGAAAAAAUAUUAUAGACGUUGUUUCUGGAGAUGCCUCCACUUUAACCCACAGUGCAGCACAGGACAGAAAUCUGAAUGCCAGUACUAUUGCUGGUGACAGCAAAGCCCCUUCAGAUGCUACCAUGGCUGUUCCUGGGGUUGCCACACCAAACCCCGGGUCUGCUACUAACAAUUCUUUGCUCUCAACAGAAAUAGAAGAGGAUGCUGCAGAAGACACUACCACCAAGGACACACCUGGCUCUUUGCUAAUGAAUGCAACUAAGAGCAGAUACACCUCCACUGACACUUCAGAGGAGAUGUGCUAUGGAGACAGAGUUGAUUCUGUGAACAGUGAGACCACCACAAUCAGGGGGCAUAUGCCUACCCCUAGUUUAUCAUUCUCAGCUGGAACUAGUAUUCAAGAGGCCAACACAAGUCCAGGAGAUAGCACCCCUGCCUUUGGUUGCACCACCAAAAUUCCAGAGGGUGCACACGUUGUGGGGACAGUUAACUCUGUGCACGAUGAGAUGCUCCUCGCCCUUGAGCAGGCAUCCUGUAGGAAAACAACCAGCAGUGGACAUGUCAUUGCUGAAGCCACUGCACAAAGUGAGAGGAACCUAACAGAAAAUGCUGCUGGCUCCUCUGGAGACAACAAGAUAUGGAUUGAUACUCCCACAGUGGUAGGAACUAAGAAAGGGACACCAGGCUCCAGUGCAACUAGCAGAACUUUUAAAGUAUCUGAAGUCACUACUACUUUUGAAGAUGCCAGAUACACCGCUGCUACCAGUGUUUCUUCUGUAUUUGCUACUGGAGACAACAACACCAUUGCAACGUCUGUAGGCACCAACUUCAUUCCUACUACCAAAUUCAAGGAACCUACUGCUACCAAUGUCUCAGGAGAUGUUUCUCAAACCACCAUCCUUGGGAAAGAUACUAUCACCAUCACCACCACUACCAUGGGAGCCACAUCCACAGUUACUUCCCCUAGAGAUACUGUCAUGGCCACCCAGGCUUUCCCUGAAGACAUUACCACUGUUUCUAGAAACAGAUCUACUAACAUCCUUCAGGAUACCCCAAAACUGGGAGAAAUAGUUACUUCAGAGGAUACUGCUGCUGCUACUACUUCUCUCAGAGACAUCAGAAUCCAUUGUGAUGUCCUUUCUUGGGGGACAAGGUCUUCUGCAGACACCCACAUCCUUGAAGAAACCUCUGACCUAGCUAUUCCAAAAGAUGAUCUCAGCAGUGACCUUUCUAUAAUUACAACAAAUGUAACAACUAGUACCAGUAAUACCUUGAGUGAUACUGUUUCUACUCCUGAUAAUGCUACUUCUGAGUUCAAGAUCACUACUAGCUCUGAUGGAAUUCCAACUUCUAGGGAUGUUCCAGCCACCAUUGUAGGUGUCAGGAUCCAGGACCAGACCUCAAUCACUGCGGCUCCCACUGUUGUCCCUGAGAUAUGCUCCUUUGCUACAGGAGAAAAUGUCACCACCAUUGCACAAACUGUCACUGGAGAUGCCACCAUAGCUACUGUCCCACAAGGCACAGUCACCGGUAAUGUCACCAUCAUCAAUAAUCCUGAAAAUGUUGCCAAUAUAACAGUCAGCCCUAGAGGUACAGAUGACGAUGCUUCUAAUCCAUGGGACAGAACCACCUUGACCCUUGAAAAAGGAAAGACACCUUCCUUGGGCAAUGCAAUCAAUGUGACCACACCUCUAAGAGAAGCCAGUGCUCAUCCACACAGCUUCCCUCCUACAGAGGCAUUCAGCACUCCGGACAGCACCCUUUAUGGUGACACCACUGGUCGCCCAGGAGCAGUAUUCAUUCCAAGCCUGGACACUAUUUCCAUACCAGGAGAUACUUCUAAGAUACCUGAGACAUGCAUUGCCUUUGACAAUUCCAUCACUCCCACCCAACUGGUUGAUGGAACUGACCUGCCUGUUGCCACUGAAGACAAAUCUAGCCCUAGAGCCACUCCUAGCAUUACCACUUCUGAAGACCUGAGUAUCAUCACUGUUGCCCCUGAAGCUACCACAGUUCCUGGAUGGGCAAAUGCCAAUGAAUAUAGAGGGGCUAUUGCCACCCCUGUCCCUGAACAUAUCACCACCACAUCAGAUGUCAUUGUCCUUUCUUCUGGAGAUGGUACCACAGGCCUCUCUGGUAGCCAGGACAUAAUCACCACUGCCACACCCUCUGAAGAUAUCAUUGCCUCUAUCACUGGAGGUAAUAUUUCUUUCUCUGAAAGCAUCGCCACCUCUGAAGAGCCAGUUACUUCCAGGCAGAUCAGCAUGGCAGCUAUUCUUGAAGACACUGAGAUACAGAAAGAUACCUCUGGGGCAACAACCAGUUGCCUUGAAGAGACCCCUGUCACUGAGGUGCAUUCUGUCUCUGAAAUGACCCUUACUUGUAGAGAAGACACCAGCAUCACUCCUGAAACCACACUUACAGAAGAUUCCAUAUUGUUCCCUCUUGCUGCUGCCAUCACUCUAAGCAGUGGGACCAUCCUUUCCCAUAGCGAGACUACAUCUCUAGGGCAACCUACAGACCUAAGCCUGAGUACCAUCUCUUCAGCAGAUUCCAUCGCCAGGACUUUCACCAACCCAAGAGAGGAUGCCCAUAUUUUCUCCAGGGGAAUAUCUGUCCCUUUCUCUGGAGGCACUGGGAAAGAGACUUCCACUAUUGAGACCACUCUUGGAAUUGCUGAGGCUCAUACUUCUAAAGCUACUCCUCCUCCUGAGGAGAGUCUCGUCCCUGGUGACACCAGUGCUUCUGAAGAUACCAGUACCAGGGCAGCCACAUUUGACACUGGAAAGUCCUCCACAUCCGACGCUAACAGUGUAUUGGAAAUACACUCCAGUUCAGAAGCAGCAGCAGCUACCACUCCCAUCAGCAGUGCAUCUUUCCCUGGGAUUAUUGACUCCACACCUUGUGACAGUGAUAGACCUGAUGAGACACUUACUUCUGGGAAAGUCACCACCAUUGAGGUCCAUGGUAAGGUACCCAGUUCCAGAGCUACCACCUCUCCUAGGGAGGCUUUAGUAUUUCAAGACAAUGCUACCAGUGCUUCAGGAUGUCCAAACACCCCUGAAAAUAUCAGAAAUGCACCGGAAAACCCAAUAGAUACAGUUCUUGAAGUCAGCAUUCUUGUUUCUGGAAGCAACAAUACUGCUCUAGAUGAUCUUGUGACCACCACGCCAGACAAGUCCAAUGACACCCACACUAGAGAGUCUGCUACCAUCGAAGGGGCCCAGGUUAUCAGUUACAGAAAAAGACCCACUCGCAAACUGAGAGAAGCUGAUACUAGCACACCUACAGGCAUUACAAUGGUCCUAGGAGGGUCUUCCACCAUCCCUCCAGCAGAAGCAACCACUGUCACAUCUGGAAAGAGCAUGGGCAACAGUUCGGAGAGCCCUAUGUCCACAGAACAGAACAGUGCUACUGUCUCUAGGGACCCCUCAGCUGCCCCAGAAUUGGUCCUCAAUGCCAACAUCGGAAAGACUAAUAUUGCUAUAACUGGAAAGACCACAGAUUCCACCACUAGAUCCAUGGAUCCAGGUGUGUCUCUAGCUAUUAGUCCAGGAGAGGUGCCUGAUGCUGCCACAUUUGGAGAAAAUGUUGACACCACUGCAGAAACUCACGGACACGACUUGGCUCCCCUGGAAGUGUCUCUUAUUGACACCCCAAGAGAAGUUGCCAAACCUGGAAAUGCCACUGAAGCCACCCAAAGGGAGAUACCCACAGCCAUAUGUGAAACCACCACAGUUAUUCACAGGAAAAUAUCGCCCGCAGUCCCCAGGAAGACCCCCACCACUGCCACCUCUGAAGCAUUCCCUUCCACCGCUCUUGGUGAGAUUGCACCCACUAUCUCUGAAGGUGAUGCCAUGGACUCUAAAGGGAGCCCUUCUGCUGCCCCUACAGAGAACACUCCCAUUGCUGCCCCUACCUGCAAAACGGCUCCUGUGGUUGCCCCCAGAGGGGUUACCUCUGCUUCCCAAGGAAAAUCCAGUGUUGUCAAGCCAGCAGUGGCCCUUCCACCAUAUUGGUCCACACUGCUCAUCGGCAUGCUGGUCAUCCUGGUAUUGGCUGUCGGAUUUUGCAUGGUCAUCUAUUAUGCAACGUUCUUCAUCCUGGCCAGCUACUCAACAUUGUAA